AUGGCUCCCGCUGCCACCCCUGCCGCUGCUGGCGUCCCCGCCACCGUCCCCGCCAAGGACAUCAAGGGCUCCUCGGCCGCGUCUGCCGCCAAGAGCGGUAGCUCCGCCGAGAAGAAGGAGGCCAAGGUCGAUGUCCAGCGCCUGCUGUCGUCGGCCGACAAGGAGGCCGUCCAGGAGCUGACCAACCUGGUCAAGAUCGAGGGCCCCUCGGCCCUUGCCGACCUCGGCAUCGAGAACGUCAUCCUCAAGGGCCUUGGCGACAAGAAGAACGCGGCUGGCCGCGAGGGUGCCUGUGCGCUCGUCUCGUCGCUCUGCGAGCAGGGCGUCGGCCACGAGGUCGAGCCGUUCAUCUACGAGAACGUCCUCACCGCCAUGGUCGAGGCCAUGGGCGACAAGGAGAAGGCGGUCCAGAAGGCCGCCCUCGAGGCGCUCAAGAGCUUUGUCCAGAUCAUGUCGAACUGGGCCGCUCCCCAGGUCCUCAAGGUCCUCCUCAACCAGGCCCGCACCGCCGGCAAGUGGCAGGUCAAGACCGGCUGCAUCGCCCUCCUCGAGGAGAUGGUCGUCGCCUGCCCCGACCGCAUCGCCGCCCACAUGCCCGAGAUCAUCCCCGUCAUGACCGAGGUCAUCUGGGACACCAAGACCGACGUCCAGAAGGCGUCGCGCGCCGCCCUCACCAAGCUCUGCGCCCUCAUCUCCAACAAGGACAUUGAGCGCUUCAUCCCGGCCCUCAUCAACUCGCUCAUUCACCCCGUCGAGGAGGUUCCCAAGACUAUCAUGCUCCUCUCGGCCACCACCUUUGUCCAGGAGGUCGACAGCCCGACGCUGGCGCUCAUGGUCCCCCUGCUCUCGCGUGGUCUCUCGGAGCGCCCCACGGCCACCAAGCGCAAGGUCGCCGUCAUCAUCGACAACAUGACCAAGCUCGUCGACAACGAGCGCACCGUCCGCCCCUUCCUGCCCAAGCUGCUCCCCGGCCUGGUCAAGAUCGAGCCUACGAUCGCCGACCCCGAGGCCCGCUCGGUCGUCAACCGCGCCAUCGCCACGCUCCGCUCCGUCGGCAACGUCACCGGCGACGGCUCCGACGCCAAGCCCCUCGAGGAGGCCGACCUCAAGAAGGUCACGCAGUCGACGACCAAGGCGCUCGAGGCUCAGAAGCUGUCGGCCCAGCCCCAGCUGACCGCCUACAUCGCGCAGCUCGCCACCAACCUCACCAACGCCCGCGACUUUGAGCCCACCGAGUGGGAGUCGGCGCUCGUCCCCUACGUCACCCUCGCCAAGGGCGCCACCGCCGAGCAGGCUUCGGCCGUCGUCAAGGCGCUGCUCAACGAGCUCGCCAAGGAGUCUGGCGAGGAGGUCGAGAUCUUUGACGACGAGGAGGAGGGCGAGGACCUGUGCAACUGCCAGUUCUCGCUCGCCUACGGUGCCAAGAUCCUGCUCAACACCGCCACCCUCCGCCUCAAGCGUGGCCACCGCUACGGUCUCUGCGGCCGCAACGGUUCCGGCAAGUCGACGCUCAUGCGCGCCAUCACCAACGGCCAGGUCGAGGGCUUCCCCUCGCCCGACGUCGUCCGCACGUGGUACGUCGAGCACGACCUCGACGGCUCCGAGGGUCUCAUCUCGAUCAUCGACUACAUCAUGGCCGAUGAGCGCCUCAACAUCACCCGCGACGAGGCCGUCACCACCCUCCGCGAGAUGGGCUUCGACGACAAGCGCCAGGCAUCGCCCAUCGCCGGUCUCUCCGGUGGUUGGAAGAUGAAGGUCGCCCUUGCCCGCGCCAUCCUCUUCAAGGCCGACAUCCUGCUCCUCGACGAGCCGACCAACCACCUCGACGUCGUCAACGUCAAGUGGAUCACCGACUACCUCGCCGGCCUCACCACCGCCACCGCCAUCAUUGUCUCGCACGACUCGCAGUUCCUCAACGACGUCUGCACCGACAUCCUCCACCUCAACCGCUUCAAGAUCAAGCGAUACCCCGGCAACCUCGACGCGUUCGUCAAGCGCGUCCCCGAGGCCAAGGCCUACGCCGAGCUCAACACGGGCGACGACUACAGCUUCAAGCUGCCCGACCCGCCGUUGCUCGACGGUGUCAAGACCAAGGAGAAGUCGCUGGUCAAGAUGAAGGACAUCCACUUCCAGUACCCGGGCACGCCCGAGCCCCAGCUCAAGGGCGUCUCGCUCCAGCUCUCGCUCGCCUCGCGUGUCGCCAUCCUCGGCCCCAACGGCUCCGGCAAGUCGACCCUCGUCAAGCUCGUCGUCGGCGACACUGAGCCCAACGCGGGAGAGGCCUGGAAGCACCCCAACCUCGUCAUCGGCUACGUCGCCCAGCACGCCUUCCACCACAUCGACCAGCACCUCGACAAGACCCCGCUCGACUACAUGCUGUGGCGCUACCAGACCGGCGAGGACCUCGAGGAGCACAUGAAGGCCACCCGUCAGAUCACCGACGAGGAAAAGGCCGCCAUGAAGCACGGCGAGGUCUACGUCCACGAGGGCGUCAAGCGCGUCAUCGACGAGAUCGUCGGCCGAAAGAAGCUCAAGAACUCGUUCCAGUACGAGGUGUCGUUCAAGAACAUGUCGUCGACCGAGAACAUCUGGCUCUCGCGCGACGAGCUGCUCAAGCGCGGCUUCGAGAAGAAGGUCAUGGCCGUCGACUCCAAGGAGGCCCAGCGCGCCGGCAUGCUCCGACCCCUCGUCCGCAAGGAGAUCGAGAAGCACUUUGAGGACUUUGGCCUCGAGCGCGAGUUCACCUCGCACAACACCAUGCGCGGCCUCUCCGGUGGCCAGAAGGUCAAGGUCGUCCUCGGCGCCGCCACCUGGCGCAAGCCCCACAUCCUCAUCCUCGACGAGCCCACCAACUUCCUGGACCGCGAGUCGCUCGCCGCCCUCAUCAAGGCCAUCGAGUCGUACCAGGGAGGCGUCGCCAUCAUCACCCACUCCCGCGAGUUCUCCGAGAACACCUGCAAGGAGAUCUGGUCGAUGGACAACGGUACCCUCGUCGCCUCCGGCCACGACUGGCAGGAAACCAAUGCGCGAGGAACGAAGCUGGGCGAGGAUGAGGGGACGGUUGAGGAGUGGAUUCUUGACGCGAUGGGCAACAAGAUCCCGAACCCCGCGUACAAGAAGAAGGAGAAGAAGGUGUCCAAGAGGGACGAGAGGAAGAAAAGGCUGGCUAAGAAAAGGCAAGGCGUCGAGGACGACGAUGACGUCGAGGACCUUUGA
Pseudozyma flocculosa PF-1 is the source of this 3216-nucleotide messenger RNA. RefSeq lists its product as uncharacterized. The coding region runs from base 1 to 3216 and encodes 1071 amino acids. The transcript has 2 exons. NCBI's taxonomy places the organism in Eukaryota, Fungi, Basidiomycota, Ustilaginomycetes, Ustilaginales, Ustilaginaceae. The record is from RefSeq and is a predicted model, not a curated record. Gene Ontology annotation, molecular function: translation elongation factor activity; ATP hydrolysis activity; ATP binding.